GGAGCGUGGGUCUGGGAGGCUGUGAUGAGCCAGCACUGUCAACUUAUAAGAGGGAAAUGAAAGAGUGAGGCUCACAGUGCAGGAACCGGCUGAGAGCUACUGAGGCGGUCGCCAUGGGGGAGUGGUCCUUUCUGUCCAACCUGCUGGACAAGGUGCAGUCUCACUCCACCGUGGUGGGGAAGGUGUGGCUCUUCGUGCUCUUCCUCUUCAGAGUCUUCAUCCUGGCCGCCGGCGUGGACAACAUCUGGGGGGACGAGCACGGCAACAUGGACUGCAACACCAUGAGCGUGGGCUGCAAGAACAUGUGCUACGACUCGUCCUUCCCCAUCUCCCACACCCGCUACUGGGUCCUGCAGAUCCUGACCGUGUCCACGCCCACGCUGGUCUACCUGGGCCACGUGCUGCUGGUCAUCCGCCGCGAGAACAAGCUGAGGAGGCGCCUGGAGCAGAAGGCGGGCGGGACCGGCCCCAGGGCGCCGCGCUACACCGACGAGCGCGGCAAGGUGAGGCUGGAGGGCGCGCUGCUGGUCAGCUACGUGGUCCAGCUGGUCUGCAAGAUCCUGCUGGAGGUGGCCUUCAUCGUGGGCCAGUACUACAUCUACGACUCCAUCCUGAUCCGCCAGAAGAUCUCCUGCUCCACGUACCCCUGCCGCAGCGCGGUGGACUGCUUCGUCAGCCGCUCCACGGAGAAGAACAUCUUCAUCAUCUUCAUGCUGGCCGUGGCCGUCUUCUCCGUGCUGCUCAGCGUGGCCGAACUCUUCCACCUGAUGGUCUCCAAGAGCCGCUGCUGCCGCUCCGACCGGCCGGACGGGCUCAGGCUGGCCCCCGUCAGCGCCAUGGAGGGACUGAAGGCCUCAUAGACACCGGGGGGCGCCACAGCCUCACGCUUCAUUACAGUCGUUUCCAUUUCUGCUGUUUCAUUGAGUUAAAGGUGCUGUAGGCAGGAUUUUGCUAGUCAAUGCUAAUUUUUCUGUGUUUUCUUUGGAUUAAAUGUUAGAGUAUCCAUUGAUAAUCUUUU
This is a messenger RNA of Salarias fasciatus (jewelled blenny), 1018 nucleotides long. RefSeq names its product gap junction Cx32.2 protein-like. The transcript has 2 exons. The record is from RefSeq and is a predicted model, not a curated record. Bases 114 to 860 code for a protein of 248 amino acids. Gene Ontology annotation, biological process: cell-cell signaling. Gene Ontology annotation, cellular component: connexin complex. NCBI's taxonomy places the organism in Eukaryota, Metazoa, Chordata, Actinopteri, Blenniiformes, Blenniidae. Gene Ontology annotation, molecular function: gap junction channel activity.